Pocillopora meandrina is the source of this 1083-nucleotide messenger RNA. The record is from the annotation of a GenBank genome assembly. Lineage: Eukaryota; Metazoa; Cnidaria; Anthozoa; Scleractinia; Pocilloporidae.
AUGGGUAAAAAAGAAAUUGAAGGUAAAGACUCGAAGGCUGAUAAAAAUGCCAAGAAGAAGACGAAACGGCGACCACCUCGAUUGACGGGAGUCAGCAAACAACGAAAAAUGGCAAAUGAAAGAGAGAGACGGAGAGUACACGCUUUAAAUUCACAUAUUGAAAACCUUCGGGAGUUAAUUCCACUCUCGCCAUUUGAGAAACGACCAACCAAGACUGAAGUCAUUUGGAUGGCAGCAACUUAUAUCAAAUUUCUCACUGACCUGUUAGAAAAACUGAAAACCGACAAUACUGUUGAAAAUACAUGCGAUGACUCUGAUGAAAUUCGUCAAAGUUUGGACCUAACGUUUGUAGAUAUGGCAGGUUAGUGGUGUUUGUAAAAUUUUUCCUUAUGCCUUCACGUUGAAGUGUUGUGAUAAAAAUUUUAUCUAAUAUUUUCGCGUAUUUUUAUUCUACAGUGUCCGACAUUUUUGGCCUUAAUGAUUGCUCCGCAGUAUCAGAGCUGAAUCUGGACGCUUAUGAACUUUUAUUUCUCACAGGUAAAUAAAUAAUUCACCAAAUUUUGUUAUUGUCUUCGUGUUAUGAAAACACCUUUAAAAAUUUGUACUUCGUCGUGUUGUACAGCUCCUAGUGUUGAAGUUUUUUUUAUAAUGUUGUUUCUAUCCUUUUUUACAGACUCAGAGGGAUCUUUAGACGAAAACUGAUUUUCGCUGGAUUAGUAUUUAAAUUUUCAUCAGAUGUCCGCGUAAAACAGACAAUUUAAUCAUCAUUACGCUAAUGGCACAUUUCUUCAUGGUAGUUCAGACAUCGAGUCAUAACAAACACGUAAAUGAAGAUACUUCACUGACGUUAAAAAAUAGGAAAACUGUCUAUCUUAUAAACUUCAGAUCACAAAAGGAACUGACGCAAGUUUUAAAAAUCGCCUCGAGGUCAAGAACGUCAAGAAUCCCACUGAUCUUGGAUCACCCAAAUUCAAGAGUCCUUAAAUAAAAGGAAAUCUAGGUUAAGUUUAGUCAAAUAGGCGGUUGCUCUUGAUGAUAACAUAAAACCCGCACGAUGUAUUUUCAUUGCGAGUUAAACCGAUG